Messenger RNA from Micromonas pusilla CCMP1545, 717 nucleotides. RefSeq lists its product as uncharacterized. Lineage: Eukaryota; Viridiplantae; Chlorophyta; Mamiellophyceae; Mamiellales; Mamiellaceae. The transcript has a single exon. Bases 1 to 717 code for a protein of 238 amino acids. The record is from RefSeq and is a predicted model, not a curated record.
AUGUUCGCGCGCACCGCGCUCCGCGCGCCGUCGACCGCGCGCCCGCUCGCGCGCGCGCGUCGCGGCGCCGCGAGGAGCGACGCCGGCGGCGCGUCGCGCGUCGUCGCCCCGCGUCUCGCGAAGACGCCGCUUCCGCGAACUCUCUCUCUGUCGGCGCGAUGCGUCCGCGCGCGCCGCGUCGUCCGCGCCGGUUCCGCCGCGAGCGACGACGUUAGCGCGGAUGACGACAAGUACGAGCUCGCGGCGUCGCUCCUGCGCGCGCGGAGGGCGCAGGACGACGCGAUGGAACUCGUGCUGCGAGAGAUGGGCGCGAUGUCGCGAGAGGUGCGAGCGCUCCGACGCGAGAUCGACGCGCUGAAGGCUGGCGCGCCGACGCCGAUGCCGACGCCGACCGCGCCCGCGCCCGCGACCGCGCCCGCGCCCGCGACCGCGCCCGCGGCGGCGGACGACGAGGCGGACGUCCGGAGGAUGCUCGACGCGCUCCUCCCCUCGGACGGCAAACCCGCCGCCGCCGCCGCCGCGUCGUCGCCGCCGCCGGAUGAUGCCGCCGCGUCCCCCGCCGUCGUCGUCGUCGACGACCAGGAGAUCCCCGUCGUCCUCGACCCGACGUCGUGGAGAGGCGACGGCGUGGACCGAAGCCGCGAGUGGCCGACGUGCAAGAUGGGCGAGGACGACAUCUUCCUCAUGGCGACGAUUCAGGCGCGACUGAUUUCCUAA